This is a messenger RNA of Penaeus indicus, 2329 nucleotides long. RefSeq lists its product as uncharacterized. The transcript has 5 exons. The record is from RefSeq and is a predicted model, not a curated record. Bases 1430 to 2314 code for a protein of 294 amino acids. Lineage: Eukaryota; Metazoa; Arthropoda; Malacostraca; Decapoda; Penaeidae.
CGUAUAUAUAUUGUUUGUCUUCGCAAUUCCAGGAACAUUACAGAUAUCCAAUUAAAGUGAUUUAUAUGCGAAAGAAAUCGCAGAAAGAAAGCUGACCGCGCUCAGACAUUUCAUGGAAUACCCGGACGGUGUUAGAUCAGAAGGACUCUGUUCGAAAAUAUUUUCGCGGUCUUCGCCCCAAUCUUGUGAAGUGUAGAAGAGAGAGAUUUAUCAAAGGAAGGAAGGGACCUGCCGCUCCUUUCUUCCUUUUAAUCUCGUGAAGUACAGGAGGAAGAGGGAGACGGCGAGGGGAAAAAGCAUCGCGUGAGUGAUUGCUGGAGCUCGGGCCGUUCCCCUCGCGCGCGCUCGCCCCAUGGCCGCGCCGACCCCGUGUGGCCGAACGCGUUUUCCUGGCGGUGGCGGUGACGGCGGUGACGAGGAGGAAGACCUGCUGCUGCUGCGGCUGCACGGCUGUCCCCCGGCCCCCUUCGUGCCCCCCGUGCGCUCCGCGACGCCCCUCGGGAGGAGGAAGUGGAGGAGGGUGAAGAGGAGGGCGAGUGGGACCCGGGGCCGUGUGUCGCGCGGGCACCUCCUCGUUAAUCCGUAACGAAGAGGAGGAAGGAAAGACACGGAGAGAAAGCGAGGAAGAGAAAAAGAUCGCGAGAGUAAGGGAGUGGAAAGACGGGUGACCUCUUUGUCUUUUUACAUCACUGUUGUUAUUAUUAUUGUUCUUCCUCGGCUGCCUUGAGGCGACGCUCUUAUCUCGCUGCCCUCAACCACCCCCUCCCCCUCUCGUCGAUGAGUAGAUAAAAUCUUAUCUCGGCGAACUUGGAGGCUGUGGCUGCUGAGUGGCGCUCGAGGUCCGAAGAGGAAAAACGGACAGAAAAGGAAGAAAAGAGAAGGAUAAACGUAGAGAAUAAAGAAAGAGAGAGAGAGAAAUGGUAAGGAAAUGAAGCAAUGAUUAUUAUUGAUACGUGGUCGUAGAAAGAAAAAAAGACUGACAGAGGGACGGAAAUAAAAGACUAGUGAAAUAGUCUCUGGAAUUUCUGUGCCGUAAUUUAAAAGAAAAGUGAAAAAUAGUGUUUCUAACGAGUAAAAAUGUAAGUUGCCUUUCGUCCCACUGAAGAGAUAUUUUGAUAACGCAUUUUAAGUAUAUUUUUGUAUAUAAAGAAUUAAGAGUUGGUAUUUAUUUUUCUGUCGUAGUGAGAAGAUAAGUAUUAGAAAGUGAUAUUCCCGAGAAGUGAAAAAAGUAGUAGGCUUACAAGGAGAGCGAAAAAAGUGAUAGGCCUAAGAAGGGAAGAAAGUGAAAUUGUUGAUAUUAGCAAUAAUAAAAGUAGCAGGAUAUAUACUUGAAAGGAGCCACGAGGCCGAGGCAUUGGAGCAGAAGGAAGAGCAGAGGACCCGCGGGCAAACCCAUUGCUUUUGGCGCGCCGACCUCAAGGAGGAGCGAAUGGUGGUUCAAGAAUCGGCCCACGGAACCGGAAGUGACCCGUUCGAGUGUGAGCUUCAGAAUGGUCGCCCUCGGCUGGCCCUGAAGAGGCGGAGGAGGAGGAGGAGGAGGAGGUGGUUCGAGGACGAGGUGAGGCAAGCCCAGCGACUCAGGGUCAUGCUUUGCGUCGAGACCAUGAGGACGGAACUGGUCAAGCUGGACGGCGUCGAGUCUGACUACGUCCUCAUCAACCACAUCAAUGGUGAUGAAAUAGUGGCGGUGUACUGCCUGCAGAAAGGUUGGGGCAGCCACAGCGAUGAGGUCAAGAACAGCCAGGGCGGGUCAGACGGCAGCGCUGGCGACCCGAGUGCCGUGCCAGGAGCCAUGCCCAUUGGCGGAGAGCUGACGGUGGGCGGGGCGGGGGGUGGAGCCUCGCACUCGCCCCUCCUCAACUAUGACCCCGAGUGCGCGCGCAUGGAGGCGUGGCUGGACGAGCAUCAGGAUUUCGUUCAUGAUUAUUUCAUAAGGAAAGCGUCGCGGCACAUGGUGGACGCGUGGCUGGUGUCGCACGCCCUCCCGCAGAACAUGGGCGGCCCCGGCGGUGCCCUCGGCGGGGGCGCGGCCGGGGGCGGAGCCGGAGGAGCAGGAGGGGCGUUCGGCGAGGGCCCCAACGGCAGCGCGCUCGGGGGUCAGCCUCCAGGGUCCCGCGCUUCGUCAGGCCCCGACAGGAAGGUGGCGGUGCGUCGCCUGCCUCGCGCGCGCAGCUUCGAGCCGCUCUCGUCGUGGUGCAGAGGCGGCGGCGGCGGCGGCGGCUGGGGCGGCGGCGGCACGGCGUGGAUCGGUUCGCAUCGGCUCUCUCUCUUGUUUCCUUUUGUUUUCUUUCUUGGUGUGCUUUCUUGGUUGUGAUGAUGUUUACGAGUU